GCUCAACAUCGGCAAAAAAAGCAAAAACGUCUUACUUAAUUCAACAUAAAAUUGCUGGCUUGAAAAUGAUGUUACAGUGUUAUAAUUUGGCAUACCAAUGCGCAAAGAAGUGACGCAACCUUGCUGAAAAAUUUGGCUCGUUAUUUGCACUCGAAUUUGAGAUAUAGGCCUCCAAAGUUCGGAAAGUUUUUUUUUGGGCCACCCGGUAAAUCGGAUCAGCAUAAAUUUUCUAUCUCGAAUGGGAAGAGCAAGUCGUUCAUUGGGGAUUCGCCUCCACAUGGAUACAGGUUAUCGUUCACGACGCGACGGAAAGUCAAAGGCAUUCAAAUAAAUUUGAAAAGUUUAUAUAGGGUAUGCGAUGUGCACCCAUCUCAUUCACGUUAUGUAAGUCUUUCUAGUCACAUACCUACAGCCAAUGCUAAUCUAAAUUCCAGUCGUUCGAUACGGUGCAUCUCUGCACCAAGUACCGACUAUCAAUGAGUUCAGCCGCAGAAUCGUUUGAAUCAGACGCAACUGCAAGUCAUCCUGAAGCGGUGAGCGCCUUUACUGAGAGCCGAGUCUCUCAGGUGGGACACGUCACUUCGAGAGCCGUCCACACCUGCCUGAAUCAUCCUGCCGAGUCAUCGCAGGACGUCACCAUGGCAACUGACGCCCGAGGGAAAUGCCAUCGUAGGUAUGGUGUGUGAGUCGCGAGCGGUCCACGAGCGAAACAAAAAUACCCCGCCGAAUGUCAACUUCGCUACGGUGAAAAAGUUACCAAACUGCUAUACGGAUCACAUUGCCAUUUCGGCCACACAAUGGACAAAGUCGCAGUUUAUGAAAUGCAUUGCUAAUCAAAUGUUAAAUUCAUAUAGGUGUCUAUCUACAUGUAACAUACAUUAUCGUGAAAACGUCAUUGUAGAGUGGUUCUGAACGUUUUCAGAUAAAUUUUGCCACAGAUAACAGUAGUAACAGAUAACAGAUAACAUAUAACAGUAGUGUGAUUUUGCACAUUAUUGUUAGGUUUGCAAACUAGCGCUCCUUUCUUCAUCGUCGAAGAACCUGUGCAAUCUAAAACGUGCACAGGCGUGGUCAUGUUUUAGAUAUUUUCGGCCAGGCCACGGGCCGUUUACAUAAGUUUGCUGCACAGUUAUGUGCAGCCGAUCCAUUGCUAUGUUUAUUGGCGGGUCGACUCAGCAAUGACGUCGCAGUUGCAUGUGGUGAGUGGCGACUGACACUGUCUUGUUAACACGGGACCUUGGUGCCGCAUCAGACGGACGGGCGGAGGUCUGGUACUGUGCAACGUCAUUCCAGCGUAAGGCCGUCGGCCAUUCAUCCGACUUUCCUGCUCGUUCAUUCACCCUGUGACAACACCCUCGCUGUUCCACCGUGCCUCACCUGACCUCGUCCCAUGGCCGGUGCUGACUCUACCGUUACCCGUCUGGGUUGGUCGGCGUCUGCUCCCCCAGUCUGGCCGCCUGGAGCCGCCUCUGCGCGCUGCAGGGGUGUCCGGCUCCGCCUAUUUGUCCGCCGUCCGGCCCCGCCUCCGUCCACUAGCUCGUGCUCCUCCGAAUCGAGAGGUCGGCCGUCCAAAGUCUCCGUACCGUACCCAACUCCAAACCAGCAGCCAUGGGUGUCGAUCUGUACUACAUGGACCUGAGCGCCCCGUGCCGCUCGGUUAUGCUGCUCGCUAAGGCCAUCGGACUGGAGCUCAACCUCAAGGUCACCAACAUUAUGACUGGAGAGACCCGCACUCCCGAGUUCAUCAAGAUGAACCCUCAGCACUGCCUGCCUACCAUGGAUGACGACGGCUUCAAGCUGUGGGAGAGCCGCGCCAUUCUGUCGUACCUGGCCUCCAAGUACGGUCCGGCGCACCUGUACCCGAGCGACCCCAAGGAGCGGGCCGUGGUAGACCAGAGGCUCUACUUCGACAUGGGAACGCUCUACGAACGCUUCGGCAAGUGUGUGUACCCGCUUAUGUUCGGAGACGGCAAGAUCGCCGAUAAUGCGCUGGACAACCUGAAGGAGGCCCUCGGCUGGCUGGAGGGCUUCUUCGGCGACAACCAGUUCGUCGCCGGUCCCAAGCAGACGGUGGCAGACUUCGCCAUCGCCUCCACUGUGGCCACCAUUGAGGCCUGUGAGCUGGUCGACCUGGCCGCCUACCCCAAGCUGAGCGCCUGGCUGGCCGCCUGCAAAACGGACAUGCCCGGAUACGCCGAGCUCAACGGUCAGGGUGCCACCGCCUUCGGCGGCUUCUACAAGGCCAAGCUCAAUGCCUAAUCUUGCCAUUACAGGGUCGUCGAUCGUCAAUACCAAAUGUUAUUACGUUUUGUAUUUGUUGCUGUUCUAACGGGAUGCUUCAAGGACGGCGAUGACGUUCUUGUUCCGUACUCACAUGCAAUUGUUGAAAUGAUUGUUCAUGCUCUUGUGUUAUUAUCGGCUACUGCACUUUUGUGAAAGACCUUACGUCUCCAUAUUUAACAUUUUCGUACGGUCGUGUUUUGUUUUAAUGCAUUCCGAUCAAGCCAGGCUGUCAAAUACAAAUUUUGUACAAAAA
Molecule: messenger RNA, 2536 nt
Organism: Amphibalanus amphitrite
Lineage: Eukaryota; Metazoa; Arthropoda; Thecostraca; Balanomorpha; Balanidae
Product: glutathione S-transferase 1-like
Exons: 6
Coding region: 1609-2259 (216 amino acids)
Biological process (GO): glutathione metabolic process
Molecular function (GO): glutathione transferase activity
Source: RefSeq, a predicted model, not a curated record